Molecule: messenger RNA, 1822 nt
Organism: Ricinus communis (castor bean)
Lineage: Eukaryota; Viridiplantae; Streptophyta; Magnoliopsida; Malpighiales; Euphorbiaceae
Product: sugar transport protein 8
Exons: 4
Coding region: 90-1628 (512 amino acids)
Biological process (GO): monosaccharide transmembrane transport
Cellular component (GO): membrane
Molecular function (GO): monosaccharide transmembrane transporter activity
Source: RefSeq, a predicted model, not a curated record
AAAAAAAACCUCUUGAAACAGAUAAUUUCAUUUGAUUAAAAAUCACUACUUUUCUUUAUUUAUUUGCAGAGAAAGCAGUAGAUUCAAUCAUGCCUGGGGUAGCCAUGGUUGAGGCUGGUGGCUGUCCUCAGGAUUUCCCUGCCAAGCUCACCAGGCAGGUUGUUGUUUGUAGCAUAAUUGCAGCUGUUGGCGGUCUCAUGUUUGGCUACGACAUUGGCAUCUCCGGAGGAGUAACAUCAAUGGAUAGUUUCCUGAAGGAGUUCUUUCCUACUGUUUAUGUCAAGAAACAUCAAGCCAAGACAGAUAACUAUUGUAAAUACAACAACCAGUGGCUUCAGCUUUUCACGUCUUCCCUUUACUUUGCAGCCAUUGUGGCUAGCGGCUUCUCUUCCAUUGUUAACAAGAAAUUCGGCAGGAAACCCGCCAUGCAAAUUGCUUCUGUUCUCUUUCUUAUUGGAGCUAUACUGAAUGCUUCUGCUCAGAAUCUUGCCAUGUUGAUCAUUGGGAGGAUGUUUCUCGGUGCUGGAGUUGGUUUCGGUAACCAGGCUGUUCCAUUGUUCAUAUCAGAAAUUGCGCCUGUGAAAUAUAGAGGAGGCCUUAACAUUUGUUUCCAGUUGCUGUGCACACUAGGCAUUCUGGCUGCUAAUAUCAUUAAUUAUUUUACUUCUAAGCACCCAUAUGGUUGGAGGAUAUCGUUGGGUGGUGCUGCAGUGCCUGCUCUAGUUCUCCUCUUUGGCUCCAUGAUAAUCGUCGAGACGCCCACGAGCCUUAUAGAGCGUGGAAAACAUGAGAAAGGGUUGUCUACUCUGAAGAAGAUCAGAGGCGUUGAUAAUGUUGACAAAGAGUAUCAAGAAAUUUUCAGUAGUGCCGAUUAUGCUAAACAAAUAAAACACCCUUACAGGAACCUGAUGAGCAAGUAUAACAGGCCUCAGCUAAUUUGCGGCUCGCUUCUUCAAUUCUUCCAGCAGGUGACAGGCAUCACUGCAGUCAUGUUUUAUGCCCCUGUGCUCUUUAUGACUAUGGGAUUCGGAGAUAAUGCAUCGUUGUUUUCUGCUGUUAUGGCUAAUACUGUGAAACCAGUAUGUACUAUAGUUGCAAUUUUCCUUGUGGAUAGAUUUGGAAGAAAAGUGUUGCUUGCUCAAGCUGCCAUUCAGAUGUUCAUUGCUCAGUGUGCAAUUGGAGGCAUUCUUGCAAGGCACUUACACAGCACAAAUGUUGUGCCAAAACAUUAUUGUGUUAUUGUGAUAUUGUUGAUCUGCUUAUUCUUGACUGGUUUUGCAUGGUCAUGGGGUCCUCUGUGCUGGUUAAUUCCUAGCGAGACAUUCCCAUUGGAGACUCGAAGUACUGCUUUGUUUGUUACUGUCAGUAUUAACAUGUUCUCUACAUUCUUAAUUGCUCAAACAUUCCUCACCACUUUAUGCCAUCUGCGAUAUGGGGUUUUCUUCUUCUUUGCUGUCUGGCUUGUUAUCAUGUUCAUCUUUACCAUUUGCUUCCUGCCUGAGACCAAAGGAGUCCCAAUUGAUGAAAUGAUUGACAUGGUCUGGAAGAAGCAUUGGUUUUGGAAGAGAUUCUACAAGGAUUAUGAUGUUUCCAAGAGACGGAGAGAACAUGAAAAUUCAAUAGAUUAAGAAAUUUGUUGCUCUCAUCCUUUUGAUUGGUUCUGUUACACCCAAAAUGAUCAAAUCUUAGAUGGCUUACUCUUUCAGGUUAUUCUGUUUUCUUUUUUCUAGGAUAAUGAGUAUGCUAUAUAGUUUUGAUGGGGUUAUUAUAAGGAUACUUGAGAUUUCUUUUUAUUUAAAAACUGACGAAAAUUGAGUGUUGA